GAUUGGAAUGCUACAAUGUAACAAUCGCAACUGGACGCUUCGGAUUAAAGCGCUGGAAUGUAACGUUGUAUCAUCGGCGUCGCAAACGCGCUGUGAAUGUAGCAAGGAAUAGAAAAACGUGUCGGUUUGUAAUGUUUUUACGAGGGGCUACAGAACAACCAGCCUUUGGAGGAUUUGUCAGAGGAAAAUAUGGGAGAAUACACGGAUUUGUGGGGAUUUAUCCGCUCGGGAAGUUUGUGACAGGGUCUUUCUGACUCACGCGCAUCACAUGAGAUCCAGCUCUUGGACAUUUAUCUGAGCGCUUCUGCCGUUUGUGAUUUCUCCAAGCUGGAUUUGAAGAAGUCUUCUCUGAAUGUACUUUCUGGUGGUUUUCAUUGAUCCAGAACUGUCCCGAUGGCCAGCAGGGUUCAGGUGUAAUCUGUCAGGAGUUUAGAUGCUGUCUAAUGUGAACCAGGCACCGGAGAGGAGAGAGAUCCAUAAAAAGGGUUUCAGGUUAAGUCGCCCACAUGCUCUGGAUUUGGGAUUGGAAUCACAAGGUGGAAGUUGAGAGCAUCAAAUCCCUGCAGGUCUGUGGAAGAUGCUGUCCAGCAGGAGUUGAGACCUUUGCAUUCAUCAGCAACCAGCUCCAUCUGGAUCUAAGGACACAUGCAGGCCAAAAAACGCUAUUUAAUUCUGUUCUCUGCAGGUGUGUGUCUCAUUCUCCUCUUUUACCUGCAGGGACCAGCUUCCAGAAGGACUCCAAACCGAGGGGAUGACCCCCAUCCACACUGGCCCCACUUCUCAGACCCCUUACGUGCUUUUAUUCCGUGGGAUCAGACCGAAACGGAGGACUACAAUGUCCGCGUUUCUCCGAGACACAAAAGAGAUGACAACUCCGGAGCUUACAAGUGCAGAAUGGACUCCUGCUUUGACUUCUCCUUGUGCAGGAGGAACGGCUUCAAAGUCUACGUCUACCCUCAACAGAAAGGUGAGAAGAUCUCAGAAAGCUACCAAAACAUCUUGUCCUCCAUCGAGAGCUCCAGAUUCUACACUUCUGACCCGGGACAGGCUUGUCUCUUUGUUUUGAACCUUGACACCCUGGACCGAGACCAGCUGUCUCCUCAGUACGUCCACAACCUCAAAACUAAGAUCCAGAACCUGAACCUGUGGAAUAACGGGAGGAACCACCUGAUCUUUAACCUGUACUCGGGCACAUGGCCAGAUUACACGGAGGAUUUGGGGUUUGAUAUCGGACAAGCCAUGUUGGCCAAAGCCAGCAUCAGCACCGAGAACUUCAGACCCAAUUUUGACAUCUCCAUCCCCUUGUUCUCUAAAGAUCACCCCCGGACUGGAGGAGAAAGGGGGUAUUUAAAAUACAACACCAUCCCUCCCUUUAGGAAAUAUGUGCUGGUUUUUAAAGGCAAGCGCUAUCUGACUGGGAUUGGAUCUGAUACCAGGAAUGCGCUUUAUCACAUCCAUAAUGCUGAAGACGUGGUUCUCCUCACCACAUGCAAGCAUGGCAAAGACUGGCAGAAGCAUAAAGAUGCUCGCUGCGACAAGGACAAUGCUGAAUAUGACAGGUAUGACUAUAAAGAAAUGCUGCAUAACUCCACUUUUUGUCUCGUGCCUCGAGGACGCCGCCUGGGCUCUUUCCGUUUCCUAGAGGCUCUGCAGGCCGCUUGUGUUCCCGUCAUGCUCAGUAACGGCUGGGAGCUUCCCUUCUCAGAGAUCAUCGACUGGCACACGGCCGCCGUCAUUGGGGACGAGAGACUUCUUCUACAGAUUCCAUCAACGGUUCGCUCCAUCCAUCAAGAUCGCAUUCUGUCUCUCCGCCAGCAGACGCAGUUCUUGUGGGAAGCGUAUUUCUCUUCUGUGGAGAAAAUUGUGCUCACUACACUGGAGAUCAUCCAGGACCGUGUGUUGCAGCACAACGCCCGCAGCACUCUGAUGUGGAACCGGUUGCCUGGAGGACUUUUCACUUUGCCCCAAUUCUCGUCUUACCUGGGCGAUUUUCCCUUCUUCUACCCCGUACUCAGUGUUAAGCCACAGCAGAAGUUCACAGCCGUGAUUCAUGCUGUCACGCCUCUCGUAUCUCAGUCUCAGCCGAUUUUCAAGUUGCUAGUGGCUGUGGCCAAAUCACAGUACUGUGCCCAGAUCAUCGUCCUGUGGAACUGUGAUAAGCCUCUCCCUGCGAAGCACCGCUGGCCCGCCACCUCUGUUCCAGUCAUUGUAAUCGAGGGCGAGAGCAAGGUAAUGAGCAGCCGAUUCCUGCCCUAUGACAACAUCAAAACUGAUGCAGUCUUGAGUCUGGAUGAAGACACUGUGCUCUCGACUACAGAGGUGGAUUUCGCCUUUACGGUUUGGCAAAGUUUCCCAGAGAGGAUCGUGGGAUACCCCGCACGGAGCCAUUUCUGGGACUCUAACAAGGAGCGCUGGGGCUACACCUCCAAGUGGACCAAUGACUACUCCAUGGUGCUGACUGGAGCUGCUUUCUACCACAGGUAUUACAACUACUUGUAUACACAAUACCUGCCCGGCAGCUUAAAGAGUAUGGUUGACCAGCUCUCAAACUGUGAAGACAUCCUCAUGAACUUCCUGGUGUCAGCGGUCACUAAGAUGCCUCCUAUCAAGAUCACUCAAAAGAAGCAGUACAAGGAGACGAUGAUGGGACAGACGUCCCGGGCAUCACGCUGGGCAGAUCCUGACCACUUUGCCCAGCGGCAGAUGUGCAUGAACAAAUUUGCCAGCUGGUUUGGCACCAUGCCCCUGGUCCAUUCGCAGAUGAGACUGGAUCCCGUUCUGUUCAAGGACCAAGUAUCGAUACUGCGCAAAAAGUACAGAGACAUUGAGAGACUCUGACGAAGUGGAGAAACACUUUCCCUCUGUACGGGGAUGGGAAACGGCAUCCGAAACCCCCCCAGAACCCUGAAAAACCAGAUCAACAGGGAUAAAAACGGGGGCACGGGAACCCUCAGGGAGGGAGCGCAUCGAGAUUGGGGGAAGUGUUGUGCUGCAAAAAGAUCCCUCUGUUAGAGAUCGUCACUAACUAUAAAUAUAUGAAAGCAAGAGGUUCGAUGCGAGGCGACGUUGACGUUAUUUGGCUGAGUUUAGCACAACACAUAGACACGCCAAUGUUGGCAGCUUUCUGUCUUCCACACCCCCUCUUGUAAUGCUUUGCCAAUGACAACGGUGACCAUGGCAAAUUCGCCAAUGCCAGGCAGCCACACAAACAUCCACAUGCAGUCAGAUUAUAGACUACCGCACACCGGUUUAACUUCUGGAUCAGACCUCUCCAUGUUAGAUGUGUGAUACGCCUGGCUGGAAGGGUCGCCCGCAGUCCAGCCGUGCAUAUUUAUUCAGUCCACCUUUGGCAAGCGUUACGCCCCUCUUGAAGACGCAGGACGACGUUCCGCGGAGAAGUCGAGCGUGUGAAACACCGCGCACAACGUCACAGUGCCUGAGCUUUCAGAUGGACCGUAUCUGGGAGUCCAAAGGGGUUUUGUGUGAAUGCAAAAACACCUUGUUCAUGCUGCUUAUAUUUGGAUUCAAAUGUAGGUGUUCCACAAAUUGGCCCAAAGUUGUGAUUUAUUUUUUUCUUUCUAUACAAGCCUUUUGGUGUAUUUUGUCAAACGGACAUAAUUUUAGUCUUUUUGGAUUAAUUAGACCCAAUGCCACAUACGUCUUGUUCUUUGUCUGGUUUUCUUACGAGUCUUACUAGUGUAAUGCCAUAUCAGAAGCCACAUUCACACUGCAGCUAAUUCAGAUCUCACUCCACUUCUGACUUAUCCUGAUCUUAAUUUUUUUUUUUUUUGGAAGUGACACGUUUUUACAUCCAAAA
Messenger RNA from Sinocyclocheilus rhinocerous, 3817 nucleotides. RefSeq names its product exostosin glycosyltransferase 1a (gene ext1a). The transcript is spliced from 11 exons. NCBI's taxonomy places the organism in Eukaryota, Metazoa, Chordata, Actinopteri, Cypriniformes, Cyprinidae. Bases 646 to 2838 code for a protein of 730 amino acids. Gene Ontology annotation, molecular function: glycosyltransferase activity. Gene Ontology annotation, cellular component: membrane. The record is from RefSeq and is a predicted model, not a curated record.